Molecule: messenger RNA, 10983 nt
Organism: Mandrillus leucophaeus (drill)
Lineage: Eukaryota; Metazoa; Chordata; Mammalia; Primates; Cercopithecidae
Gene: LAMA5
Product: laminin, alpha 5
Biological process (GO): regulation of cell adhesion; regulation of cell migration; regulation of embryonic development
Cellular component (GO): basement membrane
Molecular function (GO): signaling receptor binding
Source: RefSeq, a predicted model, not a curated record
AUGACGCCCCCGGUCCCCUCACCCUGCGGCCACCUGGGGCAUGGGGCGGUGCUCCUGCCCAGGCACGGAGCCUCUGCGAGCGGAGGCCUACUUCCGUGGUGCCUGCUAUUCACUCCCUCGGGCCGGUGGGCGAAGGACACCCGCAGGAACUCGGCAGAAGAGAAAUUCAGACGGUUCCUGAGGGGCCAGUACUGUGACAUCUGUACGGCUGCGAACAGCAACAGGGCACACCCCGCGAGCAACGCCAUCGAUGGCACAGAGCGCUGGUGGCAGAGCCCACCCCUGUCCCGCGGCCUGGAGUACAACGAGGUCAACGUCACCCUGGACCUGGGCCAGGUCUUCCACGUGGCCUACGUCCUCAUCAAGUUUGCCAACUCACCCCGGCCGGACCUCUGGGUGCUGGAGCGGUCCAUGGACUUCGGCCGCACCUACCAGCCCUGGCAGUUCUUUGCCUCCUCCAAGAGGGACUGUCUGGAGCGGUUUGGGCCACAGACUCUGGAACGCAUCACACGGGACGACGCGGCCAUCUGCACCACCGAGUACUCGCGCAUCGUGCCCCUGGAGAAUGGAGAGAUUGUGGUGUCCCUGGUGAAUGGGCGCCCAGGCGCCAUGAAUUUCUCCUACUCGCCGCUGCUGCGUGAGUUCACCAAGGCCACUAACGUCCGCCUGCGCUUCCUGCGCACCAACACGCUGCUGGGCCACCUCAUGGGGAAGGCACUGCGAGACCCCACAGUCACCCGCCGGUAUUAUUACAGCAUCAAGGACAUCAGCAUCGGAGGCCGCUGUGUCUGCCACGGCCACGCGGAUGCCUGUGAUGCCAAAGACCCCACAGACCCGUUCAGGCUGCAGUGCACCUGCCAGCACAACACCUGCGGGGGCACCUGUGACCGCUGCUGCCCCGGCUUCAACCAGCAGCCGUGGAAGCCUGCGACUGCCAACAGUGCCAAUGAGUGCCAGUCCUGUAACUGCCACGGCCACGCCACCGACUGUUACUACGACCCUGAGGUGGACCAGCGCCGUGCCAGCCAGAGCCUGGAUGGCACCUAUCAGGGCGGGGGUGUCUGUAUCGACUGCCAGCACCACACCACCGGCGUCAACUGUGAGCGCUGCCUGCCAGGCUUCUACCGCUCUCCUGACCACCCGCUUGACUCGCCUCACGUCUGCCGCCGCUGCAACUGCGAGUCCAACUUCACGGAUGGCACCUGCGAGGACCUGACGGGUCGCUGCUACUGCCGGCCCAACUUCUCCGGGGAGCGGUGCGACGUGUGUGCCGAGGGCUUCACGGGCUUCCCAAGUUGCUACCCAACACCCUCAUCCUCCAAUGACACCAGGGAGCAGGUGCUGCCAGCCGGCCAGAUUGUGAAUUGUGACUGCAGUGCGGCAGGGACCCAGGGCAACGCCUGCCGGAAGGACCCGAGAGUGGGACGCUGCGUGUGCAAACCCAACUUCCAAGGCACCCAUUGUGAGCUCUGCGUGCCAGGGUUCUAUGGCCCCGGCUGCCAGCCCUGCCAGUGUUCCAGCCCUGGAGUGGCUGAUGACCGCUGUGACCCUGACACAGGCCGGUGCAGGUGCCGAGAGGGCUUCGAGGGGGCCACAUGUGAUCGCUGUGCCCCUGGCUACUUCCGCUUCCCUCUCUGCCAGUUGUGCGGCUGCAGCCCUGCAGGAACCCUGCCCGAGGGCUGCGACGAGGCCGGCCGCUGCCCAUGCCAGCCUGGGUUUACUGGACCUCAUUGUGACCAGUGCCACCCUGGCUACCACGGUUUCCCCAACUGCCAACCGUGCACCUGCGAUCCCCGGGGAGCCCUGGACCAGCUCUGCGGGGCAGGAGGUUUGUGCCGCUGCCGCCCCGGCUACACAGGCACCGCCUGCCAGGAAUGCAGCCCCGGCUUCCAUGGCUUCCCCAGCUGUGUCCCCUGCCACUGCUCUGCCGAAGGCUCCCUGCACGCAGCCUGCGACCCCCGGAGUGGGCAAUGCAGCUGCCGGCCCCGCGUGAUGGGGCUGCGGUGUGACACAUGUGUGCCAGGUGCCUACAACUUCCCUUACUGCGAAGCUGGCUCUUGCCAUCCUGCUGGUCUGGCUCUGGUGGAUCCUGCCCUUCCUGAGGCACAGGCUCCCUGUGUGUGCCGGGCUAACGUGGAGGGGCCGAGCUGUGACCGCUGCAAACCUGGGUUCUGGGGACUAAGCCCCAGCAACCCCGAGGGCUGCACCCGCUGCAGCUGCGACCCCAGGGGCACGCUGGGUGGAGUUGCUGAGUGCCAGCCAGGCACCGGCCAGUGCUUCUGCAAGCCCCACGUGUGUGGCCAGGCCUGUGCAGCCUGCAGGGACGGCUUCUUUGGACUGGAUCAGGCUGACUAUUUCGGCUGCCGCAGCUGCCGGUGUGACGCUGGCGGUGCCCUGGGGCAGAGCUGUGAACCGAGGACGGGUGCCUGCCGGUGCCGCCCCAACACCCAGGGCCCCACCUGCAGCCGGCCUGUGAGGGACCACUACCUCCCGGACCUGCACCACCUGCGCCUGGAGCUGGAGGAGGCCACCACACCUGAGGGUCACGCUGUGCGCUUUGGCUUCAACCCCCUUGAGUUCGAGAACUUCAGCUGGAGGGGCUACGCGCAAAUGGCACCUGUCCAGCCCAGGAUCGUGGCCAGGCUGAACCUGACCUCCCCCGACCUUUUCUGGCUUGUCUUCCGAUACGUCAACCGGGGGGCCAUGAGUGUGAGCGGGCGGGUCUCUGUGAGAGAGGAGGGCAGGUCGGCCGCCUGCACCAACUGCACAGCGCAGAGCCAGCCCGUGGCCUUCCCGCCCAGCACAGAACCUGCCUUCGUCACUGUGCCCCAGAGGGGCUUCGGAGAGCCCUUCGUGCUGAACCCUGGCACCUGGGCCUUGCUUGUGGAGGCUGAAGGGGUGCUCCUGGACUACGUGGUUCUGCUGCCUAGCGCAUACUACGAGGCGGCACUCCUGCAGCUGCGGGUGACCGAGGCCUGCACGUACCGCCCCUCUACCCAGCAGUCUGGCGACAACUGCCUCCUCUACACACACCUCCCCCUGGAUGGCUUCCCCUCGGCCGCGGGGUUGGAGGCCCUGUGUCGCCAGGACAACAGCCUGCCCCGGCCCUGCCCCACGGAGCAGCUCAGCCCAUCGCACCCACCACUGGUCACCUGCACAGGCAGUGAUGUGGAUGUCCAGCUUCAGGUGGCAGUGCCACAGCCGGGCCGCUACGCCCUGGUGGUGGAGUAUGCCAAUGAGGAUGCCCGCCAGGAGGUGGGUGUGGCCGUGCACACCCCACAGCGGGCGCCCCAGCAGGGGCUGCUCUCCCUGCACCCCUGCCUGUACAGCACCCUGUGCCGGGGCACUGCCCGGGAUACCCAGGACCGCCUGGCCGUCUUCCACCUGGACUCAGAGGCCAGCGUGAGGCUCACAGCUGAGCAGGCACGCUUCUACCUGCACGGGGUCACUCUGGUGCCCAUGGAGGAGUUCAGCCCGGAGUUCGUGGAGCCCCGGGUCCGCUGCAUCAGCAGCCACGGAGCCUUUGGUCCCAGCAGUGCCGCCUGUCUGCCCUCGCGCUUCCCAAAGCCGCCCCAGCCCAUCAUCCUCAGGGACUGCCAGGUGAUCCCGCUGCCGCCUGGCCUCCCGCUGACCCACGCACAGGACCUCACGCCAGCCACGUCCCCAACCGGACCCCAGCCUCGGCCCCCCACCGCGGUGGACCCUGAUGUGGAGCCCACUUUGCUGCGUGAGCCCCAGGCCACCGUGGUCUUCACCACCCAUGUGCCCACGCUGGGCCGCUACGCCUUCCUGCUGCACGGCUACCAGCCAGCCCACCCCACCUUCCCCGUGGAAGUCCUCAUCAACGCCGGCCGCGUGUGGCAGGGCCAUGCCAACGCCAGCUUCUGUCCACAUGGCUAUGGCUGCCGCACCCUGGUGGUGUGUGAGGGCCAGGCCCUGCUGGACGUGACCCACAGCGAGCUCACUGUGACUGUGCGUGUGCCCGAGGGCCGCUGGCUCUGGCUGGAUUAUGUCCUCGUGGUCCCUGAGAACGUCUACAGCUUUGGCUACCUCCGGGAGGAGCCCCUGGACAAAUCCUAUGACUUCAUCAGCCACUGUGCAGCCCAGGGCUACCACAUCAGCCCCGGCAGCUCAUCCCUGUUCUGCCGAAAUGCUGCUGCCUCCCUCUCCCUCUUCUAUAACAACGGAGCCCGGCCAUGUGGCUGCCACGAAGUAGGUGCUACAGGCCCCACGUGUGAGCCCUUCGGGGGCCAGUGUCCCUGCCGUGCCCACGUCAUUGGCCGUGACUGCUCCCGCUGCGCCACCGGAUACUGGGGCUUCCCCAGCUGCAGGCCCUGUGACUGCGGCGCCCGCCUCUGUGACGAGCUCACGGGCCAGUGCAUCUGCCCACCACGCACCGUCCCGCCCGAGUGCCUGCUGUGCCAGCCCCAGACCUUUGGCUGCCACCCCCUGGUCGGCUGUGAGGAGUGUAACUGCUCAGGGCCCGGUGUCCAGGAGCUCACAGACCCUACCUGUGACACAGACAGCGGCCAGUGCAAGUGCAGACCCAACGUGACCGGGCGCCGCUGUGAUACCUGCUCUCCGGGCUUCCAUGGCUACCCCCACUGCCGCCCGUGUGACUGUCACGAGGCAGGCACUGCGCCUGGUGUGUGUGACCCCCUCACAGGACAGUGCUACUGUAAGGAGAAUGUGCAGGGCCCCAGAUGUGACCAGUGCAGCCUUGGGACCUUCUCCCUGGAUGCUGCCAACCCCAAAGGUUGCACCCGCUGCUUCUGUUUUGGGGCCACGGAGCGCUGCCGGAGCUCGUCCUACACCCGCCAGGAGUUCGUGGACAUGGAGGGCUGGGUGCUGCUGAGCACUGACCGGCAGGUAGUGCCCCACGAGCGGCGGCCAGGGACGGAGAUGCUCCGUGCAGACCUGCGGCACGUGCCCGAGGCAGUGCCUGAGGCCUUCCCCGAGCUGUACUGGCAGGCCCCACCCUCCUACCUGGGGGACCGGGUGUCAUCCUACGGUGGGACCCUCCGUUAUGAACUGCACUCGGAGACCCAGCGGGGAGACGUCUUUGUCCCCACGGAGAGCAGGCCGGAUGUGGUGCUGCAGGGCAACCAGAUGAGCAUCACAUUCCUGGAGCCGGCAUACCCCAUGCCCGGCCACAUUCACCGUGGGCAGCUGCAGCUGGUGGAGGGGAACUUCCGGCACACGGAGACUCGCAACACUGUGUCCCGUGAGGAGCUCAUGAUGGUGCUUGCCAGCCUGGAGCAGCUGCAGAUCCGUGCCCUCUUCUCGCAGAUCUCCUCGGCUGUCUCCCUGCGCAGGGUGGCACUGGAGGUGGCCAGCCCAGCAGGCCAGGGUACCCUGGCCAGCAAUGUGGAGCUGUGCCUGUGCCCCGCUAGCUACCGGGGGGACUCAUGCCAGGAAUGUGCCCCCGGCUUCUAUCGGGACGUCAAAGGUCUCUUCCUGGGCCGAUGUGUCCCUUGUCAGUGCCACGGACACUCAGACCGCUGCCUCCCUGGCUCUGGCAUCUGUGUGGACUGCCAGCACAACACCGAAGGAGCUCAAUGUGAGCGCUGCCAGGCUGGCUUUGUGAGCAGCAGGGAGGACCCCAGUGCCCCCUGUGUCAGCUGCCCCUGCCCCCUCUCAGUGCCUUCCAACAACUUUGCCGAGGGCUGUGUCCUGCGAGGUGGCCGCACCCAGUGCCUCUGCAAACCUGGUUAUGCAGGCGCCUCCUGUGAGCGGUGUGCGCCCGGCUUCUUCGGGAACCCACUGGUGCUGGGCAGCUCCUGCCAGCCUUGUGACUGCAGCGGCAAUGGUGACCCCAACCUGCUCUUCAGCGACUGCGACCCCCUGACGGGUGCCUGCCGUGGCUGCCUGCGCCACACCACUGGGCCACGCUGCGAGAUCUGUGCCCCCGGCUUCUAUGGCAACGCGCUGCUGCCCGGCAACUGCACCCGGUGCGACUGUGCCCCAUGUGGGACAGAGGCCUGCAACCCCCAUAGCGGGCAAUGCCUGUGCAAGGCGGGUGUGACUGGGCGGCGCUGUGACCGUUGUCAGGAGGGACAUUUUGGCUUCGAAGGCUGCGGGGGCUGCCGCCCGUGUGCUUGUGGACCGGCCGCCGAGGGCUCCGAGUGCCACCCCCAGAGCGGACAGUGCCACUGCCGACCAGGGACCAUGGGACCCCAAUGCCGCGAGUGUGCCCCUGGCUACUGGGGGCUCCCUGAGCAGGGCUGCAGGCGCUGCCAGUGCCCUGGGGGCCGCUGUGACCCUCACACGGGCCGCUGCACCUGCCCCCCAGGGCUCAGUGGGGAGCGCUGUGACACCUGCAGCCAGCAGCAUCAGGUGCCUGUUCCAGGUGGGCCUGGGGACCACAGCGUCCACUGUGAAGUGUGUGACCACUGUGUGGUCCUGCUCCUGGACGACCUGGAACGGGCCGGCACCCUCCUCCCCGCCAUCCAUGAGCAACUGCGUGGCAUCAAUGCCAGCUCUGUGGCCUGGGCCCGUCUGCACAGGCUGAACGCCUCCAUCACUGACCUGCAGAGCCAGCUCCGGAGCCCCCUGGGCCCCCGCCACGAGACGGCACAGCAGCUGGAGGUGCUGGAGCAGCAAAGCACAAGCCUUGGGCAGGAUGCACAGCAGCUGGACAGCCAGGCAGGAGGGCCACCCAGGUGCACUCAGGUUCUGGGCCGCUGGCCUGCCACGGGUGGCGGGGCUGGGGUCUUAGGCUUGGAAGCCAGCAGGCAGGUGCACUAGUACGGGUGGCCCCAGGCUCUGACGACCCCCUGCCCCACAGAGCUCAUGUCCCAGACCGGCCACCUGGGGCUGGCCAAUGCCUCGGCUCUGUCAGGCGAGCAGCUGCGCCGGACGCUGGCCGAGCAAAGGAAGCAGGAGCUGUCCCGGGACAAUGCCACCCUGAAGGCCACUCUGCAUGCAGCUAGUGACACCCUGGCCAGCGUCUUCAGAUUGCUGCACAGCCUGGACCAGGCCAAGGAGGAGCUAGAGCGCCUCGCCGCCAGCCUGGACGGGGCUCGGACCCCACUGCUGCAGAGGAUGCAGACCUUCUCCCCAGCGGGCAGCAAGCUGCGUCUGGUGGAGGCCGCCGAGGCCCAUGCACAGCAGCUGGACCAGCUGGCGCUCAACCUGUCCAGCAUCAUCCUGGACAUCAACCAGGACCGCCUUACCCAGAGGGCCAUCGAGGCCUCCAGCGCUUACAGCCGCAUCCUGCAGGCCGUGCAGGCUGCCGAGGACGCCGCUGACCAGGCCCUGCAGCAGGCAGACCACACGUGGGCGACAGUGGUGCGGCAGGGCCUGGUGGACCUAGCCCGGCAGCUCCUGGCAAACAGCAGUGCACUGGAGGAGGCCGUGCUCCGGGAGCAGCGGAGGCUGGGCCUCGUGUGGGCUGCCCUCCAGGGUGCCGGGACCCAGCUCCGAGACGUCCGGGCCAAGAAGGACCAACUGGAGGUGCGCAUCCAGGCGGCGCAGACCAUGCUUGCUAUGGACACAGACGAGACAAGCAAGAAGAUCGCACACGCCAAGGCUGUGGCCGCUGAAGCCCAGGACAUGGCUGCCCGUGUGCAGUCGCAGCUGCAGGCCAUGCAGGAGAACGUGGAGCGGUGGCAGGGCCAGUAUGAGGGCCUGCGGGGCCAGGACCUGGGCCAGGCGGUGCUCGACGCAGGCCGCUCAGUGUCCAGCCUGGAGAAGACGCUGCCCCAGCUGCUGGCCAAGCUGAGUGUCCUGGAGAACCGUGGGGCGCACAACGCCAGCCUGGUCCUGUCCGCCAGCAUCGGCCGUGUGCGGCAGCUUAUUGCCCAGGCCCGGGGGGCUGCCAGCAAGGUCAAGGUGCCCAUGAAGUUCAACGGGCGCUCAGGGGUGCAGCUGCGCACCCCACGGGAUCUUGCCGACCUUGCUGCCUACACUGCCCUCAAGUUCUACCUGCAGGGCCCAGAGCCUGAGCCUGGGCAGGGUACCGAGGAUCACUUUGUGAUGUACAUGGGCAGCCGCCAGGCCACUGGGGACUACAUGGGUGUGUCUCUGCGUGACAAGAAGGUGCACUGGGUGUAUCGGCUGGGCGAGGCGGGCCCUGCAGUCCUAAGCAUUGACGAGGACAUUGGGGAGCAGUUUGCAGCUGUCAGCCUGGACAGGACUCUCCAGUUUGGCCACAUGUCUGUCACAGUGGAGAGACAGAUGAUCCAGGAAACCAAGGGUGACACGGUGGCCCCUGGGGCAGAGGGGCUGCUCAACCUGCGGCCAGACGACUUUGUCUUCUAUGUCGGGGGUUACCCCAGUACCUUCACGCCGCCUCCCCUGCUUCGCUUCCCUGGCUACCGGGGCUGCAUCGAGAUGGACACGCUGAACGAGGAGGUGGUCAGCCUCUACAACUUCGAGGGGACCUUCCAGCUGGACACGGCUGUGGACAGGCCUUGUGCCCGCUCCAAGUCCACCGGGGACCCGUGGCUCACAGACGGCUCCUACCUGGAUGGCACCGGUUUUGCCCGCAUCAGCUUCGAUGGUCAGAUCAGCACCACCAAGCGCUUUGAACAGGAGCUGCGACUCGUAUCCUACAGUGGGGUCCUCUUCUUCCUGAAGCAGCAGAGCCAGUUCCUGUGCUUGGCCGUGCGAGAAGGCAGCCUUGUGCUGCUGUAUGACUUUGGCGCUGGCCUGAAAGAGGCUGUCCCGCUGCAGACCCCACCGCCCCUGACCUCGGCCAGCAAGGCGAUCCAGGUGUUCCUGCUGGGGGGCAGCCGCAAGCGUGUGCUGGUGCGUGUGGAGCGGGCCACGGUGUUCAGCGUGGAGCAGGACAAUGCUCUGGAACUGGCCGACGCCUACUACCUGGGGGGCGCGCCGCCCGACCAGCUGCCCCCGAGCCUGCGACGGCUCUUCCCCAUGGGAGGCUCAGUCCGUGGCUGCGUCAAAGGGAUCAAGGCCUUGGGCAAGUAUGUGGACCUCAAGCGGCUGAACACGACAGGCGUGAGCGCCGGCUGCACCGCUGACCUGCUGGUGGGGCGUGCUAUGACUUUCCACGGCCACGGCUUCCUUCACCUGGCGCUCUCGAAUGUGGCGCCCCUCACUGGCGACGUCUACUCCGGCUUUGGCUUCCACAGUGCCCAGGACAGUGCCCUGCUCUACUACCGGGCAUCCCCGGAUGGGCCAUGCCAGGUGUCCCUGCGGCAGGGCCGUGUGACCCUACAGCUCCUGAGAACUGAAGUGAUAGCUGAGGGGGGCUUCGCCGAUGGCGCCCCCCAUUACGUCGCCUUCUACAGCAAUGCCACAGGGGUCUGGCUCUAUGUCGACGACCAGCUCCAGCAGAUGAAGCCCCACCGGGGACCACCCCCAGUGCCCCAGCCGCAGCCUGAGGGGCCCCCGAGUCUCCUCCUGGGAGGCCUGCCUGAGCCUGACACCUUUCACUUCAGUGGCUGCAUAAGCAACAUCUUCGUGCAGCGGCUCCUGGGCCCACAGCGCGUAUUCGACCUGCAGCAGAACCUGGGCAGCGUGAACGUGAGCACGGGCUGUGCACCCACCCUGCAAGCCCAGACCCUGGACCUGGGGCCUAGAGGACUGCGGACCACCGCCCGGAAGGCUUCCCGCCGCAGUCGUCAGCCCACCCAGGAUCCCGCCUGCAUGCUGCCCGCACACCUCAGGACCACCCGAGACACCUACCAGUUUGGGGGUUCCCUGUCCAGUCACCUGGAGUUUGUGGGCAUCCUGGCCCCACAUAGAAACUGGCCCAGCCUCUCCAUGCGCGUCCUCCCGCGAAGCCCCCGAGGCCUCCUGCUCUUCGCUGCGAGCCUGAGGCCCAGCAGCCCCUCCCUGGCACUCUUCCUGAGCAAUGGACACUUCGUCGCACAGAUGGAAGGCCUUGGGACUCGGCUCCGCGCCCAGAGCCGCCAGCGCUCCUGGCCUGGCCACUGGCACAAGGUCUCCGUGCACUGGGAGAAGAACCGGAUCCUGCUGGUGACGGACGGGGCCCGGGCCUGGAGCCAGGAGGGGCCACGCUGGCAGCACCAGGGGGCAGAGCACCCCCAGCCCCACACCCUCUUUGUGGGGGGCCUCCCGGCCAGCAACCACAGCUCCAAACUUCCGGUGACCGUCGGGUUCAGCGGCUGUGUGAAGAGACUGAGGCUGCACGGGAGGCCCCUGGGGGCCCCCACACGGAUGGCAGGGGUCACACCCUGCAUCUCGGGCCCCCUGGAGGCGGGCCUGUUCUUCCCAGGCAGCGGGGGAGUUAUCACUUUAGACCUCCCAGGAGCUACACUGCCUGACGUGGGCCUGGAACUGGAGGUGCGGCCCCUGGCAGUCACCGGCCUGAUCUUCCACUUGGGCCAGGCCCGGACACCCCCCUAUUUGCAGCUGCAGGUGACUGAGAAGCAAGUCCUGCUGCGGGCGGACGAUGGAGCAGGGGAGUUCUCCACAUCAGUGACCCGCCCCUCAGUGCUGUGUGACGGCCAGUGGCACCGGCUGGCAGUGAUGAAAGGCGGGAACGUGCUCCGGCUAGAGGUGGACGCACAGAGCAACCACACCGUGGGCUCCUCGCUGGCGGCUGCGGCUGGUGCCCCAGCCCCUCUGCACCUCGGGGGCCUGCCUGAGCCCACGGCCAUGCAGCCCUGGCCCCCCGCCUACCGUGGCUGCAUGAGGCGGCUGACAGUGAACCGGGCCCCCGUCACCAUAACUCGCUCUGCAGAGGUCCACGGGGCAGUGGGGGCCAGUGGCUGCCCAGCCGCCUAGGGCACUGCCAACCCUGGCCUCUGGUUAGGCCCUUGCAGGUGACUCCUCUCACUGCCCUUUGUGCUCACCUCAUAGGUGUUUAUUGGGAUUCUAGGCUCUAUGGGUGACAGAUCUUGUUUCCGGAGAUGGUUUAAAUUAUAUCUUUUUAAAUGAAAGAAUAAAAUACUGCAAAACGUUUUUAUACUUGGCCCUUCCACCUAUUUUUAAUUGUGAGAGAUUUGUAAUCACUAGUUCCUCCUUAAACAUUAAAAAGUAACUUCUGUGUAA